Messenger RNA from Aureococcus anophagefferens, 510 nucleotides. RefSeq lists its product as hypothetical. NCBI's taxonomy places the organism in Eukaryota, Pelagophyceae, Pelagomonadales, Pelagomonadaceae. The transcript has a single exon. Gene Ontology annotation, molecular function: protein binding. The record is from RefSeq and is a predicted model, not a curated record. The annotation marks the transcript as partial.
CCAGAAAAUACCGCGGAAAACCUCGCACGUCUUCGCCGCCAUGUGGAGAACGAGGUGCCAGAAGCGAUUACGCAUUUGGGAAAUGCGUACCGUGUCGGUCGGUUCAGCCUCGUGAAAUCCGAUAAGAAAGCCGGGAAGAUUUACCGGCGCGCCGUGGAGCUCGGCGACGUGGACGCGAUGGUAUUCCUGGGGGAAAUGCACGAGCUUGGAAGUGGCGUCAAGCUGGACAAGAAGAAGGCGGCGUGGCUGUUUCGCAUGGCUGCGGACCGGGGCGACGCGGAUGCGCAAAACAAUUUAGGGCUUUUACUUUCCUCUGAGGAGAAACAUGAAGAAGCGUUCCGGUACUACGCGCUCGCGGCGAAUCAAGGUUUAACCGCUGGGGAGACCAACCUUGGCAUGUGUUACGGGCACGGAGAAGGCACGGAAGUCGAUUUCGGCAAAGCCAGAUACUGGUUCGAGCGCGCCGCUGCCAAGGGCGAGGAGCAAGCUAUAGCGAACCUCGCGCUCCUC